CUUGUCACUGGAGGUACUGGAGGCAUUGGUUUCGAAGUCGCACGUUGCAUGGCCCUUGCGAACGCCAGGGUGCUCGUCAUGUCUCGCAAGGAAGAAAACGGUGACGAAGCUGUCAGAAAGAUCAAGGAAUCUUCCAAUGACGCUGACACUGUCCCCGAUAUUACCUUCAUCCAGUGCGACUUGGGUGAUCUCAAGAUGGUGAAGCAGGUGGCGGACAAGCUAUCCAACGACGAAGGUCGCAUGGAUCUUGUCAUCUGUGAUGCUGGCGUCGGUGUCAAUACUUACGGCGAGAGUGUCGAAGGCCUGGAUAGACACAUGAUAGUCAACCACCUCGGCCAUUUUCUUCUUAUCAACCGUCUCCUGCCACUUAUUCGCACGACCUCCAAGAUCCCUGACACCCCUCGUCCUCGUAUCGUCAGUGUCUCUUCCGAGCUCCACCGUGCCGCUCCCUCUAGCGCGCAGUUCACCUCCGUCGACGAGCUGAAGGACUCGUCUAUUAGCAGCGUUGGCCUCUACGGUCGAUCGAAGCUGGCGAAUAUCCUCUUCACCAAGUAUGGCUUGGAAGAUAGAGUCUUCCGCCACAACAAAGAUCGCAUCAUCGCCGUCGCCACUCAUCCCGGUGCCGUUCAUACUGGUCAGCAAGAUCAGUUCAAGGAAGCGUACGGCGCCGUCUUCGGUACCGUCCUCAAAUAUUCCGUUGUCCCUUUCAUGCGCGCACCGGAUCAGGGCAGUCUCAGUACCCUAUGGGCGGCAACGAGUGAGGAUAUCGAGUCGCACAACUAUGAGGGCAAGUACUUCACGGAUCCCGGAGUCAUUGGGUCAGAGAGCAAGCAGGCCUGCAACCCCGAGCUUGGGCGCAACUUGUGGAAGCUGAGCGAGGAGAUCAUCAAGGAUAGGGUCGGGCCGGACGCACUUCUGUCCUGGGAUGCCGAGAAGACGGUCGAAGAGACGAAGUAGGUAACUGGGACGUGGAUUUCCAAAGUCUUAUUCCCUUCCGCGAUGUUGGUAUCUUGUAGUCCGCUGUCAAGCACAAUUGGCAUUGAGCCAAGUUUCGGUCAUUUAGUGGGAGAUACCCUUCGUCAACGAUGAGAUUGGUCCAGAGUGUAGCUACUACAGUGGAUCGGUGUUACAUCACAUGUGGGUUGCGCAGAACUUCCGAGAAAGAGCCUGAGAGUGUUGUAUUGUCUAGAAGUAAAUAGAGUUUGAGAGACUGACAUGCUGGUCUUCGUCCACCACGUCAAGGUUUAAGUUUGCCGAGAGGCGUUCUCGAGCGGUCGAACGCGGUUGCCUGGAGAAAGUCAUCCGAUAGGUGCCAGGGUUUCCCCUCCAAGCGGGCGAGCUCCAGCGACUUGUAAUAGUCUUCCAAGCACAUGGUGUCGAUAUCCUGGAAGGUGAUACUGGGGUAGACCUCGCCCUCGGCCCAGGGCAGGCUCACAUGCUGUGGCUCACCAACAGUUUGAUUGGCUCGACCAUGACGCGGACGCGUCUGAUUCGCCGGCACGCGUGAUUUCCACCACGCUAGAAGUACAGCACUUAUUUCUUCAGGCGUUGGCUCACGUGCCUUCGACCCAUGCACAUUUCUGUGAUGGUCC
Messenger RNA from Phanerochaete carnosa HHB-10118-sp, 1592 nucleotides. RefSeq lists its product as uncharacterized. NCBI's taxonomy places the organism in Eukaryota, Fungi, Basidiomycota, Agaricomycetes, Polyporales, Phanerochaetaceae. The transcript is spliced from 3 exons. The record is from RefSeq and is a predicted model, not a curated record. Bases 49 to 957 code for a protein of 302 amino acids.